ACACAGGUGACCUUCAAGGAUAUACUUGUGAACUUCACCAGGGAUGAGUGGAAGCUGCUAGAUGCUGCUCAACAGGUCCUGUACAAAGAUGUGAUGCUAGAGAACUAUAAGAACCUGGUUUCCUUAGCAGGGCAUCAGCUUCCCAAGCCAAAUGUGAUCUUUCAGUUGGAAAAAGGAGAAGAACCAUGGCUGAUGGAGAGGGGUAUUCACAAGAUCCUUCCAGGAUGCAGAGCUUCCUGACAUUGCUGAGGGGGACUGAGGGCAGUGGCCCGUCCCUGGCAGAGUUGGUGACCCUCACGGGCAGACUGUGUCGUGACCUUCAGGAUGACCCUGCCCAGGUACAGCCCUUGGUCACAGCUGUGCUGGACAGCCAGAUCCGCCUGCACCUUCUGGACAAUGUGGAUGUGGCCCUGGUAUGUGCCCGCAUGCUGGCCCAGCAGGAGCAGCACCAGGCUGCCUGCCAACUGCUGGAGGGUUGCCGGACCCCAGGAGGCAGUGAGGAGCUAGUUCAGCUCUGGAACGACAUUCAUUACCGCCUGGUCAUGAAGAGACUGGGCGUGGCCACGCUGACUCCAGUGCAGAGGUUCCGCUGCCGGAAGAGGAAUCCCCCACCACCUUCCCUCUGCCCUGACGGUCUGAAGAGCAGAAACUUCCCCAGGGAGGUUCGCCAGAAGUUGCAGGACUUUGCCUCGGGUGUGAGCACCAACCCCAGCAAGGCUGAGCGAGAGAAGCUGGCCUUGGAGACGAACUUGACAGCAGAGCAGGUGUACAACUGGUUUGCCAAUUAUCGGCGGCGCCAAAGGGCCCUUGUGCAGCACAUGGAGACAGCCCCACACGCCACAGUAGAAGAUUCCAGUGCAACAGUGAGGGACCUUCUACAGCCCUCGAGUCAACCCUUUGUUGACUCCAAGAGUGUGAACAGGCCACGGUGGAAAGCAUCACAUGAGGAAAGUGGACUUAUGCAGCCUCCACAGACCAACCAUGGAUUGUGGGACCCAUUUGCUUUGGCCUCAGACUUCCCUGAAGAAGAGACUUUGUCAAAGCCACUGCCCAGGUCUCUGCACAGUGGUGAGAUGUAUCGGGAGGGGCCUGGACAUGACCCUGCCUCCCUUCCUCCUGUUUGCCCUGGCUCUGGCUUCUGCUCUCUUGCUGGUGGCAGUGACAUGCUGGACCCCUCCCUGGCUGCUCCUGAAUCAUGGCUGAUGUCUCUUGCACUGGCAUCCUCCAAGGAAGUUGCCUUCCAGACGGGGUCUCUGGCCCAUAGUCCUGGCAUGGACUUCAUGCUGCACCCUACAGAUACUGCUGUGACCGUGUCUAUUGCUGCCUUGGGUGAACCCCAUCCUUCAGGAUUUGUUGAUCCGGUCAGCAGCAACCCUCAGAUGACCUACCCAGAAGAAGGUCCAGACACCAGUGGUAGCCAAACAGAAGGACAGGGGGGCGGCUUCCUUUUGACACAGCUUCAAUCACAGACUCCUGAAUUCAUCCUUACACAGAGCUCUCCAGAGCUGGAAGCUGCCCCAUCUGCCUUCUCCAGUCCAAUGUCUGCUGCAGAGGUAAACCAGCCACUACCCUCCAACCAGGUGCAGUGGCCAGACAUUCAGGCCUCCAGUGAUGCCUUCUGGGGAGCCCAAAUGCUCCUUGAGCUUUCAGGAGGCAGUUUGGGUUGAGCCACCAUUUGUGAACCUGUUCAGCCUCCACAGGAAGCAGAUGUGAACGUACAACUUCAUCGACGUAGACUAGAGUGCUUUAUUCGGAACUAUAAAGAGGCUCCUGGAAUUCUGGAAUUUCCUCUGAGAUGCAUUGAGGGCUGCUUAGCCUAUGUAAUGUUUGAAUAUUUUGGCAGUCUCCUGUACUGGGGGAAGCAUUUGAGAAAGGUUCAUGGGAGCAGAAGUCAGAGCUAGGGUCUUUCCACCUGGCAGGGUAGAUUGCAGAGCCAACCUCUUUGCAGGUUCUAGGCAGAAAAAACUUCUUAGUGAGAGGAGCAUCCCCUCCACUGUCCCCAACCCCAGUCCUGUCUGGGACAGAUCAGACUUCUUCCAGCUCAUUGGCAGGUGAAGUGUGGGCAGGGCCUAACAUUGUGUGUUUGGUGCCUCUGCAGGGAAGCAGGUAUGGUGGGAAUGCUCAUGCAUGGUGGGGUGUGGUAUUUUACCCCCUCUAGUUGUAAUUCAUUGUUUGGAAAACAAAAUUUUCUGUUCAAUAAAA
Sorex araneus (European shrew) is the source of this 2202-nucleotide messenger RNA. It is a transcript of the gene ANHX, whose product is annotated as anomalous homeobox. Gene Ontology annotation, molecular function: RNA polymerase II cis-regulatory region sequence-specific DNA binding; DNA-binding transcription factor activity, RNA polymerase II-specific. NCBI's taxonomy places the organism in Eukaryota, Metazoa, Chordata, Mammalia, Eulipotyphla, Soricidae. The transcript has 11 exons. Gene Ontology annotation, biological process: regulation of transcription by RNA polymerase II. The record is from RefSeq and is a predicted model, not a curated record. Gene Ontology annotation, cellular component: nucleus; transcription regulator complex. Bases 186 to 1667 code for a protein of 493 amino acids.